AUGGCAUAUGCUACGACUAACUCGCCGGUUCUGGACGCCGACACCCAAUCAGGCUUAAAGCUUGCAACAUCUCUCCCUCAACCAACUUCUUUCCAUCAUGUUGUCCAUUCUUUGCCUUCUGGACAACCGUUCUCUAACGCAUCCUCCUUCACAUCUUCUCCAAUAUCGACACCUACCUCAUCAUUCCCUGCUUCCGAUACAUCAUACGCUUUCUCGCCUGCUGGUACUCCAUUACAACCUGCCGGCGAAGCACUUCCUGGUCGAGUAAACGGGUUAUCAUUGCCCAUUCCAGCCCCCCUCGAACUUGGCGAGUCUAUGAUGGCCGUUCCCGCAAAUGCAAACGCAAACCCCUCCAGUUUCAGUGACGUUGCUUCUUCAGCACCAAAGGCACCGGGUCUGAUGCGACGAAUCUCCCGCGGUGCUGCCAAUAAACUUACUCGCAGGAGACAGUCCGCCAGCCAGAACGAUAAACGAGAUCGAAGUACUGGCCCCAUUAUCAUGCGCCGCCGUAGUGACAGCAAAACUGGUCCUCAACCCGUUCGAGAAAGCGCACUCGAUUCGAGCAAUGAAGACGACGCAGAUGAAGCCAUGGAUAGCCUGGGUGCAUGGGCCGGCUCGGAACCGUCCAGUCUUCGAAGCGAAAGCCGCAUGACAUUUGCUCGCGAGGUUGGGCCUGCUGCCGCAGUUGCCCUCGCUCCCAAGGUCGACUCGGCCGUUCAGCGCGGCACUGUCCUCACAAAGGUGACCAAGAAGCGCAGAAAGCAAGUGCGAUUCUUCCUUGACCUCGAUGCUGCGAAGGUCUUCUGGGACGUUUCAAAUCCAGCAAAGCGCUUUUACAUCGACGAUAUCAAGGAAAUUCGUGUUGGUGCCGACGCUCGCAAUUACCGUGAAGAACAUCAGAUCCCAGAAGACUUAGAGCGUCGGUGGUUCACCAUUGUGAUUGCGGAUUCUGAUCGCUCCAAGGGCCGGACGGUCAAGACUCUGCACCUCAUCGCUCCCAGUGACCGUAUCCUCGACCUUUGGAUUACCACUCUGGAGCACAUCUCUCGCUAUAGAAUCGGACUGAUGGCUGGUCUCGCUGGUUUGGGUCAAAGUGAGGCCGUUCUCCAGGCCCACUGGCAGCGGGAGAUGUCAAGACUAUUCCCACAAGGCCUUCCUCCAAUGGAGGAGCAAAGCCUCGAUCUCGCUGCUGUGGAGACGGUCUGCCGCAGUCUGCAUAUCAACUGUUCCAAAAACAUGCUUCGGGCACAGUUCACCAAAGCUGAUGCCGCCCGCAAUGGAAGGCUGAACUUUUCGGAGUUCAAAGAUUUCCUCAUGCGUCUGAGAGAACGCAAGGAUGUCAAAGACAUCUUCAAGCAUCACACUGCCAACUCAAAAGAAGGCAUGACUCAGGAUGAAUUUCUUGCUUUCCUCCGUGAUGUGCAAAACGAAGAUGUCGAUUCCGAUCGAAUCUACUGGGUUGCACUGUUUAACAAGAACGUUCGGCGAUCCUCUAAAUCCCGUACCGCCUCCUCUGAAGGGUCCGAGGUUAUCCAACCUGUGUCGCGGAUGAACCUGGACUCGUUCUCCGCAUUCUUGGCUUCUUCCAACAACGGCAUCUACGCAUCACGUGCUCCACAGUCGAGGUUUGAUCGCCCAUUGAAUGAAUAUUUCAUCUCAAGCUCUCACAACACCUAUCUCCUGGGCCGCCAGGUCGCUGGUGCUUCGAGCACCGAGGCUUAUGUAAGCGCACUUCAGCAGGGAUGUCGUUGUGUAGAGAUUGACUGCUGGGAUGGUGCGGAUGGACGCCCUAUUGUCUCUCAUGGGCGAACUUUGACCACCAGUGUCCUUUUCGCCGAUUGCAUCACUGUGAUCAACCGAUACGCCUUCAUCACAUCAGACUUUCCCCUUAUCCUCUCCCUCGAGGUGCACUGCAACCCGGAACAGCAACUGGCAAUGGUCAAGAUUAUGAAGGAGACAUUCAAGGAUCAACUUAUACUUGAACCCUUGAUGACCAACUGCUACAUCCUACCUUCCCCCGAGGAACUCAAAGGCCGCAUCUUGGUCAAGGUCAAGACUUGUGAUGAACCCGAAUUUGAUCCUCGCCAAGAUACCGCCAAUUCUGUCAGCACACAUGGCCGCAAGCGCAGUGCCAGCACGCCAUUUGUGCGACCCAAGAUCUCCGAUUUGCCCCUUCCCUCACUGUCAAGCCCGCCCACUAUAGGCCCCGUUGGUGGCAUCGGCCCUUUUAUCUCGCAGGAUAGGCGAUCUUUGACUGCGACCAGCAUGAGCAGUGCAACCGAAGAUAGUGACGGGGCUAUAGCAUCUGCUCACAACGAUAAGAAGAAGAAGAGACGCCAGAAAAGCAAAAUCACCAAGCCACUAUCAGACUUGGGUGUUUACACUCGUGGCUACAAAUGGCACAGCUUCUCUUCUCCAGAGAGCAACCGGUACAAUCACAUCUACUCUUUUGCUGAACGCUCUUUCGAGAGCAUCACGCAGAAUCACGAGAAUAAGGUUGCGCUAGAGGCACACAACCGCAAGUACCUCACCCGAGUGUACCCUUCUGGGUUCCGAUUACGUUCAUCCAAUUUCGAUCCGAACAAGUUCUGGCGUCGCGGUGUGCAAAUGGCUGCAUUGAACUGGCAGACUUAUGACAUCGGAAUGCAGAUGAACCAAGCUAUGUUCGCAGCUGGUACUGAUCGCACCGGCUACAUCCUCAAGCCUGAGAGCCUUCGUCUCCCGGCUAUGGAUGACGGAAUCCACAAGCGCAAAAUGGAGCGCAAGAUGGUUCGGUUCUCACUCGAUGUCAUCUCCGCACAACAGCUCCCGCGCCCGCGCACUUUCGGCCCUGACGACAAUAUCAACCCAUACGUUGAGAUCGAAAUGUUUAGCGCCGACGAUCGUGGCCAGAGUUUCGUUCUCGGUGAGGGCGGCAUGGAUGCUUCUGCACGCAACGGCAUGUCCGGCAUCGGCUAUCCACACCGUCGCCGCACCAAGAUUGAGCAAAGCAACGGCUACAGUCCUGUGUUCAAUGACAGGUUCAAGUUGUCUUUGGAAACCAAGUAUCCCGAUCUUGUAUUCGUGAGAUGGACCGUCUGGAGCUCAAUGGAUGGUCGCAGUGCUGGUAACAACAACAGCGUGCAGCUGGCCACUUUCACCGCCAAGCUAACCAGUUUGUCCCAAGGCUACCGCUAUUUGCCUCUUUACGAUAACAGCGGUGAUCAAUACCUCUUUUCGACCUUAUUCUGCAAAAUCUCCAAGGAAGACCCAGUUCCUGUUCAGCGUCUGGACCUUGAAGAACUCCGCGCCGAGCGCAUGGGAAUUCUGCGCCAGAUUAGUCAGUCCGUCUUCAAGCGCUCUUCGUCGACCGAGCGCGACAAGGACCAAGCGCAGGAUCGCAGUGAGUCUGUGAGCACCGAAGACCGGGAAGGCUGCUCACCCAACCUGACACCCACCUUGUCAACAACCUCAACCUCAACCUCAUCCUUCGUGCAAUAA
Molecule: messenger RNA, 3480 nt
Organism: Penicillium soppii
Lineage: Eukaryota; Fungi; Ascomycota; Eurotiomycetes; Eurotiales; Aspergillaceae
Product: putative 1-phosphatidylinositol-4,5-bisphosphate phosphodiesterase Plc1
Exons: 1
Coding region: 1-3480 (1159 amino acids)
Biological process (GO): phosphatidylinositol-mediated signaling; lipid metabolic process
Molecular function (GO): phosphatidylinositol-4,5-bisphosphate phospholipase C activity; calcium ion binding
Source: RefSeq, a predicted model, not a curated record